AUGCAGAGAAUAUUAGAGAAGAAACACUUCAGAAACAAACAGAAAGAGAUAGAAUACAUUUCGAAGAAAUUGCAAUCUUACGAUUGGAAAACGUACCCUCACAGAUGUCUUCUUAUCUUAGAUGAUUUCGCCUCUCAUCCUUUGUUAAAGAAUAGAGAACAAGACAUGUGUCGAAUUCUCAAGAAGCUCAGACACUUUAACAUUUCAGUUGUCAUUUGUGUACAGACAGCCAAGAGUUUAAGUAAGGAUGUUAAAAGAAUACUUACUGACAUAAUACUUUUCCCCGGAUUGUCCGAAGACGAUUUCAUGGAACUUAUGAAAGAGUCCAUGGCAGGUAAGUUUGACAGACAUGAAUUAUGGGAGAAGUACAAAGUCAUACAAGACCCUCAUACUUCUUUCAGAAUUCAUAUCUACGCGAACAAAGUUCAAAUUGUAAAAAGUCAAGCUUGA
This is a messenger RNA of Trichomonas vaginalis G3, 450 nucleotides long. RefSeq names its product protein of unknown function, DUF4106 family. The record is from RefSeq and is a predicted model, not a curated record. The transcript has a single exon. The coding region runs from base 1 to 450 and encodes 149 amino acids. NCBI's taxonomy places the organism in Eukaryota, Parabasalia, Trichomonadida, Trichomonadidae.